Nestor notabilis (Kea) is the source of this 1560-nucleotide messenger RNA. RefSeq names its product zinc finger protein 282-like. The record is from RefSeq and is a predicted model, not a curated record. NCBI's taxonomy places the organism in Eukaryota, Metazoa, Chordata, Aves, Psittaciformes, Psittacidae. Gene Ontology annotation, biological process: regulation of DNA-templated transcription.
GACCUGGAGUGGGACAUGGAGUCCCAGGAGCUGGCCCUGGAGCAGCCACUGCCCGCCCCGGAGCAGAGCCCCGCCGCCGAGACCGAGCUGCCGGCCGCCGAGAGCUCCCUAACGAUGAGGAUGGCGGAAACCAAGCUUAUUGGUUGUGAGAAGACGGCAGUGGAGUUUGGGAACCAGCUGGAGAGCAAGUGGACAGCCCUGGGCACCCUCAUCCAGGAGUAUGGACCCAAUGUGGAGAACCUCCUCAAGAACAGGAACUUCUGGAUCCUGCGGCUGCCCCCGGGGGUGAAGGGGGAGGUCCCUGUGUCAUUCAACGACGCUUCCUUUAACUUUUCUGAGGAGGAGUGGAAGAGCUUGAAUGAGUGGCAGAAGGAGCUUUACAGGCAUAUCAUGAAAGGCAACUACGAGGCCGUCAUCUCAAUGGAUGCGGCCAUUUCGAAGCCAGACCUUUUGUCACGGAUUGAGCAGGGAGAGGAUCCCAAUGCGGAGGAUCAGGAUGACUCUGAGGGAGGAGAAACCCCUACAGACCCCAGCACUGAGUUUUCUUUUCCUGGUCCUGAUGACUGCUCAUGGAGUAAAUAUGAAGAGGCUCUGGCUGAAAGCCAUGAUGGCUCUGAAGAAGAAGAAGAAGAAGGCAUGGAAGUCCCUUGUACAUAUGAACAGCAGUGUGAUGAGGAAGGUUCCGAAAUCCUUGAGCUUCCUAGCUCCUUGACAGGAAAGUGGGAAGAGGUUUUCUCAAGCCCAGAGGAGGAGAUAAAGCCAAGCAGCAAGAGCCGGAGCGGAUCAACCUCGCAGCAGAGAACAGGCAACGGGCUGAGGCGCUCCUCUCGCCGCGGGAGAGACUUGGCUAAGAAGGAUGCUCCUGAGGAUGUGGCUGCAGUAGAAGGCCCAUACAUCUGCUGCGAGUGUGGGGAGAGCUUCCUGGACAAGCAACUGUUUGCCACCCAUCAGAAAGCGCAUGCCAGUGAGGAAGCCUGCACUUCCCUGGAGCACGGAGAAGGUUUCAGGCAGAAAUCCAAAACAAAAGGCCAGGGGUCUUCCCGUUCCAAACAGUCCAAACGCUCCGAUGGGGAGAAGAGCUCUGGUUUCAAGUAUGGCUUUGUCAGGCACCAGGUGAACAACAUGGUGGAGAGACCCUACACCUGCUCCCAGUGCAAGGAGAGCUUCAGCCUGGAAGUGAGCCUGAUCUUGCACCAGAAGCUCCAUACGGGGAAAGGCGACGGGCCGCUGACAUGCACCUACUGUGGGAAGGACUUCCGCGACCUCUCCAAAGCCAUCCGCCACCAGCGCAUCCACACAGGGGAGAGGCCGUACCAGUGCACCGAGUGUGGGAAGAGCUUCAUCCGGCGGGACCACCUGCUCAAGCACUGGCGGGUCCACACUGGGGAGACCCCCUACCAGUGCCCUGUCUGUGGGAAGCACUUCCGCUACAAAGAGUCUCUGAAUUGCCACCAGAAAAUCCAUUCCCGCAACCCCCGGCCCAUGGAGGAUUCACAGCUCAGCCUGGAGUCGGGCACUCAGACCGGCCAUUUGUGUGUGAAAAAAGAAACUAAGCAGUAG